AUUCCAAAUGCGUGGAUCAAAGGAAAUUAUUGGCCUGCCUGCUUGCCUUGCUACCUACUACUCAUAGAUGCUAGAUACCUAGACGAAUGAGCUCGCGUCACCUACAAGUCGCUGUAGCUCUUCGUCAUACUAAAAAAAAAAACUACCCUCCACUACCUACCUCCACCUUUUAUUCGAUUAUUUCGCCGUGAAUUUGAUUGCCGGUUGCCAAGCCAGGUUCGUCUGGGCAAGUAGCAAGAUAGCUUUGGAAAUCUUACUAAGAACAGCGGCCCUCUCUCACCUAAGUCCCGAACUAAAGAUAAAGCCUCUGGAACACACACAUAUUAUCUUACUUAUCGGUGAGGUGAGGUCUCUCUUGUAGUAGCAUUAUAGCUAAAUCGGCAGGAAACAUGACCAGUAUGGAAGGUUAUCGCUCGUGCAGCGUCGAGAAUAUUGCGAUCGAUCAAAAUGAAUGUUAAACCUGAGGACCCAGUGAGCGUCCAGACUCAGAGUCUAUCAGGUACACACUACGUUCAAAGAAUCAUGCGCAUCCCUGAUAACAGCUAUACGCCACAGUUGGGGUAUACUCCAGCACCAUUCUCGGUGUACAAAAUCUGCGAUUAUACCUCUCGGCUGCUGUCGGUGUUGGUGGCGAAAGGCGGCACAUUUUUCCUAAUGGACCAGAGGAAGGUGGCUAGGUGGAUAUGUUUUCGUGUAGAAAAGGCUUUCAUCAUCAACUUAUAUAAUAGGUAUGAUGGUAAGAAUAAUGCCACGGCUACCUCUGGCGACAACGAAACUUUGGCCGUGGGAAGUUUCCUAAGAGAUUUAUCAAUUAAUUCGUGCUUAUCGUUCAUGCAUAUAUCACAUCGUAGAUAUAGUGCCCAUACGCGUACCUACUACCUACCAACAGGCACACAUGGCCUGAUUAUAUUAUCUGCAAGCUUAUCUUGAUCUCCUCUUUUAGAGAAAGUUCCUGGGAUAGCUGCUGGGAUAGCUAUCCCCCACUCUUGACGAUAAUCGAUUUCCCCCAUUUAA
Molecule: messenger RNA, 1014 nt
Organism: Hypoxylon fragiforme
Lineage: Eukaryota; Fungi; Ascomycota; Sordariomycetes; Xylariales; Hypoxylaceae
Exons: 1
Coding region: 448-930 (160 amino acids)
Source: RefSeq, a predicted model, not a curated record